Emericellopsis atlantica is the source of this 762-nucleotide messenger RNA. Its product is annotated as NADP-dependent L-serine/L-allo-threonine dehydrogenase ydfG. Lineage: Eukaryota; Fungi; Ascomycota; Sordariomycetes; Hypocreales; Bionectriaceae. Gene Ontology annotation, cellular component: cytosol. The record is from RefSeq and is a predicted model, not a curated record. The coding region runs from base 1 to 762 and encodes 253 amino acids. The transcript has 2 exons. Gene Ontology annotation, molecular function: oxidoreductase activity.
AUGGACAAACUCGAAAACAGGAACAUUCUUAUUACCGGAGCCUCCAUGGGCAUCGGCGCGGCCAUCGCUCGCCAUCUCGCCGCCUUUUCGCCCAAUCUCAUCCUGCUCUCACGAUCACAGACAAAGCUCGACGCCUUGUCUUCGUCCCUCCGCUGCAAGACCCUCACCUACGCCGUCGAUGUGCAAGACUACGCCGCUGUCAGCGACGCUGUUGCAUCAGCCGUGAAGGAGCUGGGCACCAUUGACGUCCUCAUCAACAACGCAGGGCUGGCAUUGGGAGCGCCAAGCCCAUUCCCCAAUCUCACGAUUGAGCAAGUCACGCAGAUGAACGGGACCAAUGUCAAUGGGAAUGUACGAGAGGCCAAGCGCGGGACCAUUCUCAACGUCACGUCUACCACGGCACUUGAGGUCCCGCCGUUCCCCGGCGAGUCAGUCUACCACGCCAACAAGGCACUGCAGGAGGGCUUCACCAACGCGCUGCGCGUCGAGCUGACCGGCACCGAUAUCCGUGUCCUCGCCCUCCGACCAGGGGUGGUGGACACGCACUUCCACCGGCAGAGAGUUGGCUACGAUGAGCAGAUGCAUGACGAGUUUGUCGAGGGGUAUGAGCCCUUGGUGCCCGAGGAUCUGGGCCCUGCCGUGGAGUACAUGCUCAAGAGCCCGGCGGGGGUGAGCGUCAAGGCCGUGGACGUGGUGCCCAGCGCGCAGAGGAGCCUGGCCAGCUUUGACAGGACGUGGAACGACAGGAAUGACAAGAGGUGA